AUGGAUCAGGCCGACAUCCCAGCGCUCCUCUCGCGCCUCGCGAGCGACGAGGAUGCAGCCAGAAAGAUGGCCGUCUUCAAACUUCAGUCGUCCAUAAACGAUCCUGCAUUUGCCGACGUCUUUAUAUCCUCGGGUGGUCUGGUUGUCCUGCGACGCCUCAUCAUGAGUGCGGGAGGAAACACGUUGGCGUACUCGCUGCAGAGUCUGACGCGCCUGUUGGAGGUGGAUAUGGGCUGGGAAAUAUUCGAGGGAUCAGCGUCAGGGGACCUCGUUGAACGCAUCGUCGAACUGAUCGUCACGAACCCGCUCGUCAACAUUCUCCGGGGCGCCAUGUCGAUUCUGGUCGCCCUCGUCGGCCAUACGCAGUCGUCCCGCCCGGCGACCCCUCGCACCCCGGGCUCUUUUGGUUUCAGGGCCCUGAAACCGGCCGUCGCAGUCUACCCGCAGUUCUUUGAGCUCGUCAUCGCCCAGCUCCAGUCGGCCGACCACGCGCUGUGUGCCAACGCCCUUAUGCUCAUCAACGCCAUGAUCCGGGACGCCAUCUCCAGCGACAGCAGCACCUCCACCAAGUCAAACUCCCCCGCGAUGGAGGAGUGGUCAAAGUUCAUCAAGCGUCUUCAGGAUCUUGGUCUCAUCAAGGCGGUGUACAGCCUGAUGCAGAGCUCCUCGCUGCAGGACCUCGCGCACCCUCUGCUCGAAUUUCAGUCCCUCACCAAGGUUCUGCUGAGAAAGUGGCGCGAGGUCAGGGUUGAUCUUGAGCGGCCCGAGCAUAGACGGGGACUGAAGGGGCUCCAUCUUGCCAGCAACCCAGAGAAGCAAGUCAACGGCGUCUCCCGAACCGACGAGCUUAACGAACUUGGCAAGAAGGGCAGCCGGCGACACAACCCUGAGAAGUGGAGGAGACUGGGCUUCGAAACGGAGAGCCCCACGCAGGAGUUCGAGGUCCCCGGCUUCUUGGGCAUGAUGGACUUGACAGACUAUGUGCGCAAGAACGAGGACAGCUUCCAGAAGAUGCUGCUGGAGCAGUCGACGAAACCGAGGAACGAGAGAUGCCCAGUCGCACGGGCAAGUCUCGCGGUGACGAUGAUACUAUACGACCACUUUGAAGUCGAGAAGUCGGACGUCGAAGACACGAAGAGUUACCAAGGCUUGGACGGUGUUAAGAACAACGAAAAGCUGUUCCGCCCGCUUCUCCUCCAGUGGUCUAGACUCCACACCGCCGGGCUACAGGCCUUCUUCCGCGUUUGGAAGUCCACGGCCGCGGAGCACUUCGAUUUCGAGAAAGUGGCCGAGCUGGUCCGCAUACUCGUCGAGCAGGUUGUCGGCCAGGCCAGCAGGACAAAGGACGUGUUGGAGGUUGAGGAGGAGCUCCUGGAGUACGACUGCACCCGGUUGCGAGAGCUCCAGAUGGAGCUCCUGGAACUGUCAUUCGAAGACCAGUGGGGCCAGCAUCUGUACCAAGUCCGCGAGGAGUUGAGGCAGGAGGCUCUCCAGUUUGUCAAGGAACAGCGGAUCCGAUGUUUGCUUCAGGGCUCGUGGUUCUCAAAGCCAAUGCCUAGGCGGGAUACCAAUCCUCAAAACGAAUCCCAAAAGCGCCGCCUAUACACACCCCGGCCUUGGCGAUUCGUCAAGCUGUCUCACAACCGCCGGUACCUUCACUACGCCGACUUUGAGGCGCAAACAGCACAAGAUCCAGGUCUCGACGUGUUGACGGAGAAGGUCGAUCUCAGCACCAUCAGUUCGGUGGUGUCCAACGUGUCAGCACCCAACGAGGAAACCCGCAGCGCGACUAGCAGUUCGACGCUCAAGAACCACGCAACGUUCAAGUCGACUACCAAGAUCACCAUUUUCAGCUACGCCAACCCCGUUGAGGCGGCCAAGGGCGGUGAUGCGAAGGAACAGGCGAUAUUGACACUCUACCCGGUCACGCACAGCCUGGCUUCGGAGUGGCUUGACGGCCUCCUGAUGCUGCUCAACCAGGCUCCCAUCACAGCUGAGACGAACAAGCUCGUCAACCUCGUCAGCGACUUUGGGCUUAAGAUCAGGCUGCUGAACGUGAGGAUAGAGGCUGCCUACACCGGGCCGUCACCCGGCGCUGGGAUCAUUCCUAGUCGGGACGGCCUGGACGAAGACUACUUCUACGAGGUGUGA
Molecule: messenger RNA, 2151 nt
Organism: Colletotrichum spaethianum
Lineage: Eukaryota; Fungi; Ascomycota; Sordariomycetes; Glomerellales; Glomerellaceae
Product: engulfment and cell motility protein 3
Exons: 1
Coding region: 1-2151 (716 amino acids)
Biological process (GO): actin filament organization; cell motility
Cellular component (GO): plasma membrane
Source: RefSeq, a predicted model, not a curated record